Giardia duodenalis is the source of this 1059-nucleotide messenger RNA. Its product is annotated as U3-containing 90S pre-ribosomal complex subunit. The transcript has a single exon. Gene Ontology annotation, cellular component: 90S preribosome; nucleus. The record is from RefSeq and is a predicted model, not a curated record. The coding region runs from base 1 to 1059 and encodes 352 amino acids. Lineage: Eukaryota; Fornicata; Diplomonadida; Hexamitidae.
AUGUCCCACUCGUCGACAGGGGAUACAGAUACAGACUCUUCUGGACUGGAUCACGAUCAGGGUGUAGCUGGAGACCAAGAAAAAGAUGAGUAUCCACUUGUAAAGCCAACAUUUGUCAAUCCGCUAACAGAAAAGCGUCGCUUAAAGCGGCAAGAGUUCAGUCAGCAAGCCGUGGAGACCGCAAUCAACAACGGAUGGCGUCCAAAAGACAAUUACUACAUAGAUCCAACAUUUUCUGCUGCCGAACACUUGAAUAACCUCUUCAAGACAAACAUUUAUACAAAGGCUAACUGUACCAUGAUACGUUAUAAGAAGGCUAUUACUUUGCCAAUAAGGCUCAGAGAGCUCCGUGCACGGGUGGAUGGUUACGAGAAAAUGGACAUAAUCGGUCGGCGUCUCACCAAUUUCCGCGAUGCAAUAGAGUACUGGGCAAAGAUCACUCUUCCGCGACUUACUACUGAGGAGCAGGAACGAAUAUUAGAGCUGCGGCACACGAAUAUAAAGAAGUUGGAAGAAGACGUUGACGGGGCACACAUUGCUGAGCCUGCACGUAAGUGGCUCGAGGCUUCCAAACACAAGGUCCUGGAUGCUGAUAGUGACAACGAAAACACUGCUAAAGAUGCAGAAUCAAAAGAGGGCCAGAAAGGCGAGACUAGCACAACGUUUGGUACUCCAGGCUUAGUGACGCCUGUUGUUCUUGUUUUAACGAGUAGCGCAUACAGAAUCUGCGAUAUGGGAUCUGUCAUGAAGGACUUCGGUGGUAUCUCCCUCUUUUUUGCAAGACAUCAGCCACUGCCUGCAAUGGUGAACCAGAUCAGACGGGGGUCAUUGCUCUAUGAUAGCUGUCGAGUAGCAAUUGGCUCUCCAGGCCGAAUUCUCAAGCUUAUAGAAAGUAAUUGCUUUAAUCUUCACCUCCUUACUACUGUCAUUUUGGACGUUGGCUACAUAGAUAAAAAGAAUCGGACACCCUUUGAAUAUGACGACAUACGAGCCGAUCUGCUGACACUAUAUGAAAACCACAUAGUUCACUGCAAAAACGUUCACUUUCUGCUGCUAUAA